Messenger RNA from Anthonomus grandis grandis, 1566 nucleotides. RefSeq lists its product as uncharacterized. Gene Ontology annotation, molecular function: protein binding. Bases 119 to 1312 code for a protein of 397 amino acids. The transcript is spliced from 4 exons. The record is from RefSeq and is a predicted model, not a curated record. NCBI's taxonomy places the organism in Eukaryota, Metazoa, Arthropoda, Insecta, Coleoptera, Curculionidae.
UACUGCAAUUUUCCGUUAAUAAUAAUGUUCGUUUGAAUAACGAUCUUCAGUAUUUGACGAUAUUUUACGACGUUUUAGUAAAUUUAGUUUUAAUAUUUAACCGGACAAAUAAAUAAAAAUGAGCGACACAGACUCUGGAAGAGAGAGUCCAAUGCCAACCAUAAGGUCAGCUUCAUUGACAACUUAUCGCCAUCCCAAGCUUAUAGACAAUGACCGAAAUACUCAGUUACACUAUCUUGCAGCAAAAAAUGACGUUACAGGCAUUACGAACUAUCUUAAUAACGAAUCCCCCGUUGUCGAUCCAGAAAACUAUUUUGGCUGGACACCUCUGAUGAUGGCAUGUAGAAAAGGCCAUUUUGAGGCUAUGAAAGUAUUGCUCAGAUUUAAAGCUAAUGCGACGAAACAGAACAAAUAUGGCAUGUAUGUUUUUCAACUAGCUGUGGCUAGCGGAAAUCUGGCAUUAAUAGAGCACCUUUUGGAACAUCUUUUAACUGGCGGUGUAUCGAGGAGAGUUCUAGAGCAUACGUUUCCAAUAACAGCAAUUCCCAUCAUUUUCAACAACCAAAAAGUUUUGGAAUUCCUUGUUGAGAAAUAUUUUGAUAUUAACGCUACUACUCUGCACACAGGUAUCACCCCUUUCAUGUUUGCACAUGCCUUGGAACACGACACUUUUAUUACCAUAUUACUGAAAAACCAAGUGGACACCAAAAAAAAGAAUUAUCUAGGACACACUGCUGUUGAUAUUGCGACCAUCAGGCAAAAUAUGAAACUAAUGUCUAGACACAAGAGUCAAAGUGAAGCACCUAAAAUAGUAACUACAACGGAGGAAUCUAUCCAGAAUGAGAUCCAGAACCAACAGCUCCGAAAUGCUUUACAGCUUAAACCUCUUGAUACUAAUAAUAUCGUUGCCAGUCCUUCGGUUUUUACUUCUCCAGCGCAAAAUCAAAUACCCUGUAUCAUUCUUACACCAAUAUCUUUUAGCAAUCCUCAAGUGACUUACUUGACUGCUUCAGCACAUGCCCGUCCUAGAUUAUCCUCUAAUAUAUCUCCUUCUACAAUACCUCCUACACCCAAUGUUACUCCCAUUUAUAGUGCGGUUUCUACUGGAAAUAUUGCCGCUGGCCAGCAAUUUUUCUUUCCGCCCAAUUUUUCACCAAAUCACUCGGUACUAAGUCUCAGUUCACAUCAAGCCUAUAAUACAGUGACAUCACAAUCAUAUAGCGUAACGGACUUCAUGAAUUCUAGAAUUAAUUCGUCGGUUGGCAUGUAUUCGUAUUCUCCCUUUGUUAAUGUUAUAUCACCCAAUGUAUAAGAUUUUAUUUUAAUUUAUCUUGUCUAUGUUUUUUGUAAAGUGGAUCUAAAUAUGCUGGAUAUGCAAUAAUAAAGUUUAUUCAAUUUUCGCCAGAUAUUAAGAACAAUUUAGUUAUCUUAAGUAUUUUUAAUUUAAUUUUUUUAUGAUUACUUACUUAGAUCCUUAAUCAAAAUUAGCAUAUGUUUUAUCCGAAGACUUUUUAAGUAGUUUUAAACAAAUUAAUAUUUUCCAAAAUAAAGAUUUCAUACAUAUCA